CCAGUUACUCGAACACAGGUUGGCUUCAUGGGCUCUCCUACACUCAGUUAUGAUCAUCUUUCUACUUUACCUCAUGGAAACUUUUCAGCACUUGAGUUCACUAAAUGGAUACGUGAUAUUUCUGCUCCUUGCAACAAUCAGCACAGGGUCAGCAUGUGAAGCUCCUUCCAGUCCUCUGUGCUUCCGACAAGAUGAAGACAAGAAUGUUUACAUCUGUGAAUGGGAUUUCAACACCAAUGAAACAGACGUGACAUUUGACUUGUACUUUAAUGACAGUUCUGAAAUUCCCAAUAAUGAAAAAAUUGGAGACAUUAAGGAGAACCACAUAGAGCUCGGUGAGGAAAGACUGAUAGUUACUUUAAGAGUUGACAUGUGGGUGAAGGCUCGUGCUGGAAAAUCUAUCUGCACCUCACCUAUAUGGUCUGGAAUAUUGCAACAUACAGUUAAAUAUGAACCACCACAAAAUAUAAAUGUGUCCUGGUUGAGAAACGAUCUCAGCUUGAGUUGGGAGUCUAAAUAUCCAUCUGUAGCUGAGGUCUGGUUCAGGAAAGAUCACACAGAAUCAUGGGAAAAAAGACUAAUGAAUACUACCAAUAAAGCUCCUAUGCAAAUACUCCUUGUUGUGAAUCUUCUGAAGAAUACAGCUUACCAGGUUCAAAUCAGACAGAGGUCCAUCCAGGCUGCAAACCCGCUGUGGAGCGACUGGUCACCAGUUGUGAUGGUUCCUGCAGAAUUUGAACAACCUCCUUUAGUUCGGAGCACAACAACACUCUUAAAUGGCACUCGACAAGUCAACCUGACUUGGGAGCGGAUGCCCCAGGCAGCAGCCGUGACAGGGGUGACUUAUAUCGUAGACGUCACACAAUCCUUCCUAAGGUGUCCCUGUAACACUGUAGGGGGGACGAGGAAGAAGAAGAGUCACAAUAUCAAGCUGAACAGACACACUGUUUAUGUGUCAUACUCAGCCGCCAACAUCACUGUUAUUGCCAGAAACGCGGCAGGGUUGUCUCCUCCAGCAGUCGUGCAUGUGCCAGCUGCUUCUGCCCCAGAUUUAAAAACUUGUGAUGAAACAAUGCUGGAUAAGAAAUUAAAGAAACACGUGUGCCUUGAGUUUUACGAGCUCCAAGAUGCAGAUUUGAUACCAGAAAGAGUUUGGUGUUUAACGUCAGAGAACACAACAAACAAAAGAAAGGAAAUCAAAGACAACAUGAAGGACUACACACGCUACCUUUACUUUGAACACAAAUGUCAGGAUGGCAAACCACAAACGAGGAAAAUGUGCCUAUACUAUAAGAAAGAGGGUGUGCCAAGCAAAGAGCCACAGAACUUCAUGACUGUUUCUGACACACACGACUCUGCUGAUCUAACCUGGAAACAAAUUUCAUAUGAGCACCUCCGUGGCUUCCUCACACACUACAAAUUAUGUACUGUAAAAAUAAAUUCACAGAGCAAGCCUCCAGAGUGCAUCAACAAAUCCGCAUCAGCAACAAAACACCAUCUGAAAAAUUUAACACCGGCGACCAAAUACAACGUCACCCUGGCCGGAGUGACACAAACAGGAGAAGGGCCGGUAGCCAUGGAGAGUUUUACCACACUGCGAGAGAAGCCUUUCAAUGUGUGGAUAAGCUUUGGAUUGUUGCUUGGGUUUUUCCUCUUCUCAAUAUUUUGCACCGUUGUCCUAAAGAGAAUCAAAACCAAGGUGUUCCCUCCUGUGCCGAAACCCGUGAUGCCAGACUUCAGUCUUCGUCCACCAGAGAGCGAGGAGAUGUGGGAGAGGAAAGAGGAAGUGCACGAGGUCACCCUACACAGGCUCAUUCCAGAUCAGAAACCCGUUUCAGAGGCCACAGUCCUGAAGGGCGAAUGGGAUGAUGAGGCAGGGCGGCAGGCGGAGAAGGACGGGUGCUGCUCGGGAGAAUCUGACGAUGAGAGAUCGAGUGUUGCCUCAGGAGAUGACACUUUGAGGAAAGCAGACUUGAAGGGCCUGGAACAGGUGGAGACAGAGCUGGCCAUGCUGAUAUACAGGAAUGGUUUGGUGUUUGAUGUGAAGUCAGAAUCACUUUGAGUCACUUUAACUAUUCAACUGCCUCAACAGCACAAGACUGUGCAAGCAUUGGACAGAGUUGCUGACAAAUGUUUCCCUUUGUAAAUAAAACUGUUUAUACAAAUGUGAUUUUUUUAAUUUAAUUUUGUAUUUCUUUUUCGUUUACUUUGUGUGUAUUUUCUGAAAGUUACUGAUGUCUAACUCAACAUGAAUUCAAUAAGGUGCCAGUAUUAUAUCAGAAAGCAGAAUAAUUCACUACUGCUUCAUUUUUGCACAUUAAUAUUUUUCACACUUUUCAAAAGAUGGAAGGGAAAUCCUGAGCUGGUUUGUAGCAUUUUCAUAUCUUCAUUGUAUUUUUCUUUUACUGCCUAUUAAAGUCCAAGUAGUCAGUA
This is a messenger RNA of Poecilia latipinna (sailfin molly), 2433 nucleotides long. It is a transcript of the gene il12rb1, whose product is annotated as interleukin 12 receptor subunit beta 1. The record is from RefSeq and is a predicted model, not a curated record. Lineage: Eukaryota; Metazoa; Chordata; Actinopteri; Cyprinodontiformes; Poeciliidae. Gene Ontology annotation, molecular function: protein binding. The coding region runs from base 50 to 2062 and encodes 670 amino acids. The transcript is spliced from 15 exons.